Molecule: messenger RNA, 2076 nt
Organism: Paramecium pentaurelia
Lineage: Eukaryota; Ciliophora; Oligohymenophorea; Peniculida; Parameciidae
Source: the annotation of a GenBank genome assembly
AUGUCAGCAACUUAAACUUAACAUUUGAUUUUUGGGUCAACUUGGCCAUAAGAAAAUAUGAUCAUUAAGUACUGUUCUAUACAACAGAGUUUUUAGAAAGUUCCUAUUAACACUGGAUUAAAGGUAUAUAAAUUUUAAAUCAUUCUUAGAUCAAUAAUUGGUCAUGUGCCAUUCCUUAUAAAGAUAAUGAGAUUCUAAUAACAGGUGGAUUGGGAAAUACCAAUAAAAUAAUCUCAAAUGAUGUUUAUAUAUUUAACACAUAAACUAAUUAGGUAAGUAAUUUAACGCAUUUUAGUUAAGUCAAUUUGGUUAAUUCACACAAUCUAGAUAUGUUCAUUAAUGUGUAAAUCAUAAUGAUAAAAUAUAUAUAUUGGGAGGAAGACAAUAUGGUCCAGAUUUUGAGAGUGUUCUAUCACAUUGUGAAGUAUAUGAUGGAGGUGUAUGGAAGGUAUUUCUAUUUGAAUUAUUAUAGACUAUUUCACCUAUGACAAAGAGGAGAUCUAAUUUUGGAGUAUUUUUAUAUAAUGAUCAAAUUUAUUGCAUCGGUGGAUUCGAUGGAAAAAAAAAUACAAAGUCUAUAGAAUACUAUGAUGAAGCCAAAAAUAUUUGGGUGAGAAGUAAAUUAAGAAUGCCAAGAGGAUUGGCAGGAUUUCAUUUGAUUCCUUUAGAAAAUGAAAAAAUAAUGAUUGUUGGAGGAAUGACAUUAUAAGGACCAUCAUAAGCUUGUAUAGUCUUAAACCUUAAAAGUAAUUAAAAACUUUAUUAUAUCCUUUAGAUAAUACAUGUAUUUCAUAUUCAUAAUUGAAUUAAAUUAGAUCUCUAUUUCAUAUGUUCAGAGAUGAAUUUGGUAAUUAUAUUGUAUAUGGUGGAAUGAAUAAAUAAAAUACUUUUGAAUUAUUCAAUUUUGAAAAUAAAAUAUGGGAAGAAUUUCUAAUAAAUAUGGAUGAUAAUGUUCAAGAAAUCUUAAAUUAGAAUUUAAGAGGAAUGUCAUCAGUUUAAUAAAUUUGUAGAGUUGAAAAUUACUAAUAAAUUAUCUAAUAAAAAUAAUUAUUACAAAUUUAACCAGAUGAUGUAGUUUUUAUUUUUGGAAAUGAUGAAUAUCCAUUUAUACUACCUAUUCCAAAAUCACCAACAGAACAUUUGAAUCCAUUAGAAGUUCCUACUUCUUUAUGUAUGUAUUCAUAUAUGAGUGUCUGCUCUAUUGAUGCAGAAUUGCCAAAUUGUAGAUAAAUUCUAUUAGCAGGUGGCAUAGAUUCUAAAAUAUCAUAAAUUAAUAAGAAGGCUUAUUUAGUUACAAUAAUAUUUCCAGAAAUGAAGGUCAAAGUCAAAAAAGUGGGAAAGUUGAGUUAUCAUAGAUAUGCAGCUUCAUGUGUUUACAAUGCUCCAUAUGUAUAUUUUAUAGGAGGAAGAGGAUAUUAAAAUGAUGUUUUAUCAUUACACAGUACUGUAGAGAGAUUCAAUAUUGAUGAAGAAGAAUGGGAUUAAAUUGCUCCAUUAAAUGAGGCAAAAUGUUCAAUGACAGCUAAUGUAAUUGGAGAGAAAAUCUAUGUCUUUGGAGGAUAUAUUGGAGAAGGUACAUUUAUUAUAUUAUAAAUGUAGGACAAAUUUCACAUAAAAUAGAAUGUUAUAAUGAAUAAUCUUAAGAAUGGGAUGUAUUGAAUAUUGAGUUGCCAUUCUCUUUGGAAGGGUUAUCAUCCAUAGUUAUAGAUGAUUAAGAUUUAUUCAUCUUUGGAGGUAAAGGGUUUGAUGGUAGUAAGAAAGAAAUCAUAAGAUUCAAUUUAGAUGAUUUAGAAUCUAAUCAGAAUGUUUCAGGGUAUAUUCUUAUAAAUAAUCAAUAGAUAAAUAGUAGGAGCACUUUAAUAUUCUAGAUCAUUGCCUAAACCAAUUUUACUUGAUGAUAAGAAUGUCUUGAUUAUUGGAGGUUAUUUCUUUGACAAUCCAGAAAUCAAUUUUGGAGAGAUGUUUAAUUUUGAUAACCCUGGAGAUUCCAAUAAUGAAUAUGCGAAUCAAAUAGAACUAGCAAUCUUAUAGAUGGGAGCCAAUGAUUCCAUCAACUUAUUCAGCAUAACUAAUUGA